Messenger RNA from Amoebophrya sp. A120, 26004 nucleotides. NCBI's taxonomy places the organism in Eukaryota, Dinophyceae, Syndiniales, Amoebophryaceae. The record is from the annotation of a GenBank genome assembly.
GCGCAACAAGAAAACAACUACACAAAAACCCCCCAGCACUACGUCACCGCUAACCACGGUGUGUUUGGCAACUCCGACCACAUCGCGGGUACCACUUUCGCGGUUCGACACUCAGAAGCCGGGUUGCUCUGGUUGGACAACCUCGGGAAGUUGCAAUCCAAGCCCCACUUGAUCGGCUACGACUCCAGUUUUCCGCCACGGACCAGGGACGUGCGGCUGCGCAACGGGCACGACUACCGCGAAACGAAGGUGCAGGGGGUGAUGUCGCUGUUGGUCAAGGUGAACUCGCCCGAGUACCCAACCUGCAAACAUCCCGAGACGCAGCUGGGAAAUUUGACCCGAGGGGUGCGGUUUUUCGAAAAUCGGGAUCCGAUCAGAUUCGAGGAGGAGCAUGCCGAUGUUGGUUUUCAAGUAGCCCAAGCCUCAUCUAUCGGAUUACCCGAAGUCGCUUCCGUGCGCGCGCUUUCCCAAACGUCGCCGUACCGGAUGACAAAGGACUACUUCCAGGCGGGGAAAAGUGCAAGCCACCCGCGGAUCCAGAUCCUCCCUACCGCGAUUUUUGAGGGCUUCAACGGCGGUCAAAUCCUCGCCGCGACUCGGAACCAGGUGCACUUACAGUACGCCUACGCCCCGAGACGACAGGCCGCACUGAUGAAGCAGAAGAUGCUGUGGCGCUUGUCGGGGUUCUUACCAAAAUUAAUCACGCCUUCGCAGGAGAUGCAAGAGGCCUGCGCGCAACUGGAUCACGAAAGUCUGCAGGAGCAAAACGCAAGGAAAUACAGGGGGGAAGCCGAAGACGAAAAAGCUUCGGUUGGUGGAGAUGCAGCUAGUGCCGCUUCCGCUGGGACUUCAACAAAGUUGGACCAUGAAGAUCGGUCUCAUGACCAGGCCCAGCACGACGAAAAUGAAGCUGCAGGAGCGGCGCAGCAGCACAUUAAUGACCCUACUUCCGGAACAAGAAACAAUGAGGAGGUCGCGACGACCGGCCCUUUUGUCACUUCCCCUGUUUCCGAGUGGCGCGACCCCGUGCAACUGGAGCGUUACGCGCGCCGCUGCCACUUCCGUCUGCACGGGUAUUUUCUGAACGACGACCCGAUCACCACGGGCGAGCGGGAGACCGGGAUCCGCACACGCUUCCGCUACAACGUAGAUCAGACGCUGCGGUUGGAACGAGCGCCGGCGCCGGUCGUGCCUGAAGUCGUGGUAGAAAGCGGUACAACUGGAGGCGAUGGAGACGAUGUACCGUCUAUCGCAUAUCCUGGCGACCAGCAACCGUGCUGCGAAUGGUGUCCGUUCCGGGAGUUAAAGCUGUUUCCGGAGCAGGAUUACACACCGGUGGAGGAGUUGGACUUUGGUUGCGGAUUUUUCUCGGAAAUCCGCUUUCCCUUAAGUCUAAAGUUGGCCGUCACCGAGUUUUUGAAGAGGACGGCGUUUAUCUCUAGCUACGGCUCCUCGGCUCUUGCAGCUACUAGGACAGCAGGAGCCUCCACGCAACAAGGUACAGCAAAAAUUCCGCGCGUAGACUUCGCCGCCGAAGAUUUUCCAGUGCCCGGUUUGGUGGUUCGGACGCUUCGCUUCCUCGUGACGCAGUACAAGCAGAUCCAGGUGCAGAUUAUCCCGCUGAUGGCGGCGCAUAUUGCGGUUGGGCGUACGAAAGCCGGUCGACGUGAGGGGACAAAUAAUACAAACGCCAAGGGCGACGAAACCUCUUCUGGAUCCAGGACAGUGACGGGCAGUAGUAAGGAAAGCUCCCCUACAGGAAGGCGAAGACGGCCGUUAAGGGUAUCUGACCUGAUAGCGCUGCGAACCGGUAAAGGAGACACGGAUCACGCGGAGCGAGUUUUGCGGGGACCGUUCCGGAUAAUCGACAGCGGUGAGAUCGUAGUUUCGAAGUUAGAAAACGCGAAGAGCCCUGGUGACCACGCUCCGUCACCGCUAAAUGACGAUCGCAAGAACCACAACGAAGCCGCUUACCACCUCGCCGAUGCACAAGCCGUAGUGCGUGACUGUCUGUGCGUGUCGCUGCAUUUGCAGAACCAGGACCUGCAUGAUGAUCUACAGGACCUCGCUGCCGCUCCAACAAGAGAUCUAGAGCGAUCUACAGCAGGCACAACAGCGACGCCUUCCUCUUCGUCGUGUGCCAAAACAUCAGAACAAACCACCGCCACCCUCUGCGCCGAGGUACUCGCCUCUGUCUUUCACUGGGCGGACGCGCACGUGUACCUGUGGAAACGGGAGAUGGCGACCCGGGCGUACCAAUACGAGGAUCGGUUCCAGAAGUACUGGGACUCGCGCGGCCGGUGGUUGUACCACUCUGAAACGAUGCCGGAGGCACUGCGGCUGGAUCCGGAAGAUUUGGGCGGUAUACCAAACUCGGAACAUGUUAUGAACGGACAGAGUUAGCUUAAUUCCGAAUUUGCUAGCGAUAAAAAUAGCUAGGUUUAACUAUAUAUCUCCGAAUCCCGAUUUUUUGCAUGGCAGUUCCGUCCCGUCAAAUUUUGCUUUUUUCCGCCUUUCUUCCUUCCAUCGUCGCCAAGGUUCGGUUAGUUCGGGCCUCGAUAGCAAGAGAAGAAAUUGCUCUGUGAUCACUGCGUUUUGUGUUUGUUCGUCUUGGAGUACAAAUAGAAUUCGAAGCGUGUCCGCCUGUCGAAGGGUAUAGAAACCGUCUGAAGUACAGGCAGACUGAAGGCCAGAUGUAUUUUGUGGUCCGUGGCUGCUGCGAAGAUCUUGACCAUUUGGAUGGCGAUUGCUGCUUGGUUCGCACAGUGCAACACAGCAAAAAUGAGACGCAGGCUGCAUAGAUCCGCAAGCAGUUCUUCAGUUCGAAGCGCGGGCAGUGGAUCAGCUCGAUCCCAAAAAGAAAAAUCAAAAUUGGCUUUUCCAUUUCUCUUGCCCGAUCACAAACACCAUGGUGCCAGAGUGCUACAGAAUCGAAUGCAGUCAGAACGUUGAGACUUUUUGUUUUCCAUUUCCUUUGUAGCGCAUCGCAAAAAAUAAAAACAAAAAAAGAGACAAAGCUGAAGCUGCAGAAUAUGUUGCUGCUUUGCUCCGUCAGCCUUUAUGGAUGUAGUGCUACAGCUACUAGUAGAACUACUAUUUUGAGUUCCGCUCUCGCAUUCGCUCUUAGGUGUUCGGUAUCGUUAUCGUUUACAAGAGUUAAGCUGCAAGUCGAAGUUGAUAUGAGUGUCCGCGUAGCCGUGUAGCUGUAGGGGUGGGCCGGAGCGUGUGCGUGAUGAUCUAGAGAAGCAGCAAUGCAGUCGCUCGAUGAAGUUGUAGUGGUAGUUCUAGUCGUCGUAGUUGUGUUGCUAGUUGUAGUGCCGGGCUGUCGUAUUUAUCGUGGGUCGUAGUCGUACACACACACACGCAUCCUGCGCAGUAUUUUUCAUCGUUCGGGCCGUUUACGUUUUGCUUUUCCUUUUUCGUUUUGCUUCUGGUAGAUCUAGACGUAGAUUAAGAAUCUUCCGUCAAGGUAUACGAGAGCAACCUCUUGCUCUUUGAUUUUGUCUUUGCGUGUGUGAAGAGAAAAAGAAAAAGGAAAAAGUAAAAGGAGAUGAUCGGCGCGCACUUUGAGGCUUCUUGAAAUUGGUCGUCGUCGCUGGGUCGUCAUCGUUGUUGUGAUCGUUCGCUGCUGGUGGGCAUGCGGGUAGCCCGGCCUGGUGUUAUUGUAGAAGAAGUAUUAGUAAGUAUUCAGAUUCACGUUCACCCUCCCAACAAAUACAAAAUCUAAAUCGUAUUCAAAUGAUAGAUAACAAAUGCAGAAGUCAAAGGCAAUGCAAAUCGAAAUCAUAAUCAACAACGAAUACGCAUAAGGUAAAACUAACAGCAGCCUUUAGCUCCUACUUAAACACCGAUGAAACUGGAAGACAAAAAGCUGUAGCUGUGGUCUACUCCGUUUUGAUUUUUUUUCCUCUAUGAAAGCAACUACGCGCGCUGCACUUGUUUCACUAGUUUCCAUCAGCCACGAAAUCGCAACUACAUCAUCACCAUCAGAGCAAAAGCAAAAAACAGUCUUACCGCUUCACUUUUGUGGCUGGUUGUGUAGUUUUUGUUUCUCGGAUGGCGGCAGUGUCAGCAAGUCAGUGCGUGGCUACGCCCGCACGUAGUUCGCCUCGUUGAGGCCGUGUUGAGGUUUCUCUUUCUGCCUGGUUCGUCGGGCCUCAUCCGGACGCAGUUUGCUCUCUUCGAAAAGUCCAGACGUGAUACUGAUUUCGGGAUGCCGCCAGCAGCUGACGCUAAUUCGCGGACUGGAUGGCUUGGCGAGCAAAUCGGCGUGUCGGGCAGACAGUGCAACAAGCUGCAGAAGUUUCUCCAGUUCUACCACGAUCCGGAAAAGAGUAAAGAUAACGGCGUCGUUUUGAAACGUAAAACAAGAGUCAAGAACUCCUGCUCUGUGCCAUCAUCGGACGUUCUCCGGAAGCGGUUCUCCUCGUACAAGGCAGAACAUCUUAACCAGGGCGAAGAAGCUUGGCGGGAGUUUGUCAGGGAGCAGUGCUUGCGGUUUCGUGCGCCGUUCAGCUCGACGGACGCGUCCGCGCGUAACAUCGCAGUAAAAUCGAAUCCGGAUGAACAGCAAGUGGCUGUCGAAGCUCCAGAGGAUGUUGGCGAGGCGGCAGGUAGUAGCAGUGCGGUUGUGCCUCCUAGCUCCGUCGAUAUGGCGAUGAACCCCUUGAAAUACUUCAACAACAGCGCGACUUCAGGUGGCAACUUCCAGCACCUAAAGGAAAACCGGAAGCAGGAGUACAAGUGGUUUGCAUUGGGCAAGAGCUUAGGCGGAACCGCAAAGGCGCGAAACAAGACAUACAAAGUCGCCACCAAUGCCAGCCUGUAUUCCCGGUUCAAAAAGAUAACGCAGGGGGAGCGGGCACUUCGGCUGAAUCAUCACGCAAAUGCGGCUAGUUCGAAGCUCUGUGGUGAUCUGCCACGCCGCAAAAAGAAAAAAACCGUCGUCAUCCACCGCACCGUCGAGGUCUCCGAAUCUGAAGCAGAGGACGAGGAGGAUGAUCUACUGGAAGAUGAGAACCAGGCAGCUCCGGUUGCCGGAAAUAAGAACGUGCGGCCGAGUGGACGGGUGCUGGUCAGGAGGGAAGUUGCAGAAGAAGUGGAGGUAACGGACGAGGAGCUCUCCGGGGCUGAUGACGUAAAAAUGCAGCUUCCAGGCGGCGCUGAAUAUGAUCCGGACUUCGAUCUGGAAGCUGACGCCUUGCACCAAUCUCGCAGCCGGUUGUUCGGGGAUGACGUCAAAGUAGCGGCCGGUGGCAUAUCCAAGGAGCAGGCGAAGUCCAUCGCAACAAACGACGACAAAAACAAAAACCGCGAAGCUGACCAGGAGAGGAAAGAGGCAGUUCGGGCGGAGCUCAGGUUCUUCGACGCCGGAAGGAUUGGUGCCCGCGCACGGUUGAUGGCGUUUCUAGAAUCAGCCGGCAUCUCUUCCGGCGGUACUGCGAAUGGCGCCGACGCUUCUUCAUCGUCGAAUGCAACUAACCUGAAAACCAACGGCAGCAGCAAGACGAAAAAUGAUAACAACCUGAUCGGAGUUGGAGCCGCUUCUGCUAGUUCUAAUGGAUUACUACGGGCGAGCCAUGAGCGCGUUUUUCUUUCCGGAGAGCAACAGCAUUCCGUCGGGGCGGGAGCGGAGAUCGACAGUCAGCGCCUCACUUUUUCCGAGUUGUUAAAGUAUCAGCAGUCCAAGUCCAACUCCAUGGCGGCUGCAGAGCAAAGCACUCGAGCCAACGCUGCGGAUUCGUCUGUCCUCAACCUCGCGGCAGAUGGUGACGAGUUUGAUUUUCCGGCUGAGUUUCUCCCCGGCCCGUCGACGGGUUCGAGUAGCGGGUCGAGCAGCAGUAGUGGCAGCGCGAGUAGUUGUGUCGCCCCAGCACCACGCGGCGUGCGCGCAUCCAAAUCCACGCUGCUCAAACAGGUUCCGAAGAGCAGCUCCGUCCUGAAAAACAAAACCUUCGAAAAAAAGUUUGGAAAUGUGGUAGCGGGGAAGAAGAGCAGCAAGUUGGAAACGAAGCCGGAGACGCUACUGCCAUCCUUGAGCGGUGCCUACGAUGUUUUUGUUUUACGUUGAAGUUCGAAAUCACAUCUCGUUUCCACCUGAAAAAGCAAAACCAAAAUCAAAGCCUCUAAGUCUAAAAGAAAAGCAUAAGCUAGUAGUAGUACUAGUAGAACUAGAAGUAGCAUUAGAAGUAGAAGAUAUGACCUUAGACGGGCUGCAGUUUUGUUUUUUGUUUUUCGAGGUCGAGGGCUAGGUCGCCGUCUGCUUCUCCGCGAAGCUGCGCCUCAUCAUCAAAUCCGAAAACGAAAAACAAACACUCCAGAUGAAGAGCAAGAUCUUGGCCGAGCGGACACGCAGGAGCUAGCGGCGUCCGCUUCUGCAGCUGAUGGCAAUGCACAGCUCGACGCUUUUUCGGACUUCGGCUUCAGCAACUACGUGAAGAAAAACGACUUCCCAUCUACUGCGGGUGAAGGAGAUGUUGUUGACGCAAAAACGGGCAAUCUGCUGCAGUCCGGGCACCGGUACGGGCCUGGGGUGAAGGAGGAUUUGGGGUGGAAGGAAACAAGGCCGAAGGUGGGGAUACGCAUAUCCCCGGACGCGACCCCAUAUGAUGAAAUCAAGGCCUUGAACUGCUGGGCCACGCUCUACAAAAGCGACUGGGCUGAUCCCCUCGUCGUUUACUGCCACGAUGCCGUCCUUCCUACCAUAUCCACCGGCUCCGGCCAUGAGACCUUCCUCCAAGAUCUCUACGAGUCCGCGUGGAGUAUCGGCUUCCCGCUUCCCGGGAUGUGGUCGCGAUUGUGUCGCGCCGGCAACAAGAUGUUGAAAAUGCGGCCGUCGCUCAUCGUCACCUCCGACUCCGCCUCCGACGUAAAAAAAGCAGUCAGGUGUUGGUCCCAGUAUGCGGCCGGUCAGCGGUACUUCGACCCGGCGGAGCGGGACGAUGAGCCGUGGCGGAAUGUCACCUGGUUGCAGUGCCAGCUCCACUUGGCGCACAUAGUGGCAGCAACUAUGGUGACCUUGAUCGGAUCACUUCUGCGACUGGAUUUCCGCCGAACAAUAACGGCGGUCUCCAAGACGGUCAAUCUCUGGAUCGCUCCGCGGCGGGUAGCGAACGACCGGAAGAACUCGGCGCGGGGGCAAAAAACCGAUGCGCAGUUGUUGCGGGAGCUGUACACUGUCGACGACGCAACGCAGGCCCGCUUGAACGGCAUGACGUCGGUGGAGCAGGAGCAAUUCCACAAUGAACGCAUCGCGCAGAGCGCACUUCUUCUCGCGAAGAAGAAGCUGCUGGAGACCAAGAUGCGGGAGUCGCAGUCGGCCGUGAAGCGUGUAACCGGUUUUGUUCGGACGCGCUGGCUCUCGGUGGGCAAGUGCAUCAGGGGGUUGUGGCAGCAGCAGGAGUUGAUCACCAAGAAAGUGCUGGACAAAAGUGAUGAGAAGCUGCAGAAAAAAAACCGCAAAUUCUUGUCCCGGGCCCAGGCUGCUCUCCAGAAGCCUUUGUGGUGGGGCGGGCUUCGCGUUCUGAGCCUCGUCUUGACGGAGAUAGAUCGCGUUGCCGGUGUGGUGAUGCACAGCUGCUCCAAAGAACUGGACGGCGCCAGCAUCCCCACAUUUGUUGAUAGUUUGCCACGGUGCCACCAAGUCGACCUGUUUUCGCGUGUUACGGAUUUCCUCUUCACCAUUGGCGGCAUGACGAUUCGCGGUCUCUCCACCGAGGGCCUGGCUCCGGUUGCCGCGAUAAUGUUCUGGGCCAUGGUGCAGGAGCUUAACCUCCGACACUCCCCACUACGCGCAUGGCCAUACAGAUUGGCGUUUCUUUUCUCCAGCAACCGGGAGGAGCGGAUGAAGACUAUUGCUGAUCUGUUGGCGGCGUGCGAAACCGAGAAGCAGCGGGUGCUGAUGCCACAGGAGGCACUGGAGUGUUGGAAGUUGUUCCGCCUGGAGUUGCAGAUGGUGUUGGAAAAUCUGCGGAAGGGCGUCGACAUCGGGUGGAGCAAACCAUUCUGCAGGAACUUGUGCCCCGUCAUCAGGGGCUUUCUCGCCAGCAGUCAGAUCGCCGAAAGUUUGAACUCCACGACGUCGUGGGUGAAGCGUGAGGCCGGCGGUCUCAUCGGCAUCUUGUUGGGAUCCGCGCGCACGUUCUGCAGACGGGGAGCUGGUCGAGAUCUUAUGCAAUGAAAAAUGAAAACAAAAACAUGAGCAUCGCACUUGUGCCUCUAGUUGUGUAUGUACAACUCGCGGCCGUAGCAAUAACAGAGGCAACUGCAAUUCCAACUGCACCCAGCAACAGCAUCUUCUUGCGAAAGGUGAGCGCUGGCACGUGCGCGAACGGCGCCCACAAAUGCCUAUCCCAAUGAGUAUCAUUUGUCAUGCUGAAAACGCAGCAUGAGUAUCGUUUGUCAUGCUGAAAAAGUUUGUCAUUAUCAUUUGUCAUGCUGAAAAAGUUUGUAAUGCGACCCCUCGACUUAGAGUCUCUACUUGAUUUCACUAGUGCGAUGCUCAUGGUUUUAUUUUUUGAAAUGUAUAGAUCUGGACUUCGAGCAAUUCCUCUUCAUCUACGAUAACUGCCUGUCACUCAGUGCAACCCUGAAGAUCCGGAAGGGGCUGCGGGAGAUGGGCAUCUACUCUGAUCCGCUGGUGUCGGAUCGCAGCGACUUCUUGCUGCAAAACCGGGUCCGGCCAGAUGAGAAUCCGCGUCGUGUAGUCGCGGAGCUGUUUGAUUUUCUUGCCCGGCCCGACUGUCCGGAUCCACCACCUCUCGUCGGGGGUGAUAAGGCGAGGGGGGGCGGCGGGCGUACAAACUUCGGUGGUCACCCACUCAACAUGAAGUGCUUCGACUUUCGGGCUACUGACAUCAUCGGCAUUCCCGUGUACAACCGCGAUAACUCCGCCGCGAAGCGCAUGCAGUACUACUUCAUCAUGAAGAAAACCAAACAGGACGCCCUUCUGGCCGAGGUUACAGAAAUCGAGGACGGGGAAAUGGAGCCUGGUCAUCGGGUCCGUAUGUCGAUCGAUUUGGACUGCAAUCUAUCCGGUGUUGAAAAAUGUUUAUCUGGUAGUAGUAGCACCAGUUCCAAGUUCAGUUUGUCAUGCGUGUCAUCCUAAGUAUUUGCAUUUGCGUUUGCCGUGCAAAGCGGUCAGGCGGACGGCCCGGGGCGGGGAUGGUGACUAAAUUCGCGCUAUAAUCCGGCUAAAUUUUUCCGCAGGCCGCGCAGCUUUUCGGCCCCACAUCGAUGGGCCGCGCGCCUUUGCUCGGCCUGCACCCGCCUCGUGCGUGGGGCGGCCGGGCGCCGGGGGCGUUCCGCGGCUUCGCGCGAGGCCCUUUGUGCUCGUUUUUCGGCGGCGCUCCCCGUGGCGCCGCCCUCGGCCGAUUUAAAAUUUAAAAAUUCGGAGUGGUUUCCAUCCGAAUUUUUAAAUUUUGCAAAGGCCGGGCCGCGCCCCUGCCAGCUUCGCGGCCCCGCGCCACCGCCCGCCGGGCGAGUUCGCCGCGCUGCCGGACCCGCGGAUCCGGAAUUCGGGGAAGCUAAAUCGGAAGGAUAAAUCUUCGCGAUUUUCCGCAGAAAUUUGGCUAACCGGCCGCCUAAAAGGCGGCUAAAAGUGCGCUAACUUCCCCGCUAAAUAUGUCGCUAAAUAUGUCGCUAAAUAUCGCGCUAAAUGUGUUGCUAAAUCCGACCACAGGGAAAUCCCACUGGAUUUGGAUCUCCGGACCAAAUUUAGAAGAUUCCCGGUCGGAAUUUAGAACAGAUUUAAAACGAUAUUUAGAAACAUAUUUAGACACAUAUUUAGACACAUAUUUAGAAGCAUUUCAGGCGGAUUUCAGCCGCGCCUUCCACCCGCGAUCCGAUCGUGUGUGGAAGGUCCAGCUGACUCUCCGGGGGCGAAGGGCAAGGCGUUCUUCCGUCGCGUGUGGGACGUAAGCUCCGCGCGCAAGCUUGGGUAGGUCGGCGGGCGCUGACUUGAAGUUGCCCGGCCGCUCCCGGCAAACAAGGUCCGCAGCAAGGUUCCAAGCCCCCCGGGCGCGAUGGCCGGGUGGCCGCGCCGCACGGCCCGGGCCGGGCGAAGGCCCCGGCGCCCGCUCUGCGGCGCUUGGCAGAACGGGGGCGGCGGUUGUUUUCCCGCGGGCUUUUUCUGCUUUGCCUCUUGGGCAGUUUCCUGUCUUUGGGGCCAAACAAUUUAGCGGGAAAAUAGAACAAAUUUAGCGCUUUACACCGCCCCGCCUCGUCCGCCUGAAAGCGGGCCUCUCAUGCAGGACAGAUUGCGACUUCUUUUGGUCAUGCAAGACAGACUCCUAUUUGUGUCUGUCUUCGUCAUGUUGUGCUUGUAGGUGUGAACAGCCUCUCACGCAAGACAGAUUUCUAUUUGUCACGUGGCUAGUCCUCGUGAACAGAAACAGAUACAGACUUUCGCUUUUAUUUGUGAUGUCUAACAGCCCCGCAAGAAAAAGAAUCAAGCAGCAAUAAACUGUGAUGCGCGACCUGUCGCGAUGCCAUGUAGAGCGCAGUAGUCUUUCACACUGCAGACCGGAUAGGAUAAAGCUUGAAACUGAUGUAGGAGCAGGAACUGUUGCUAUCUACUACCGCGAUCAUUUUGCCUGGCGUACUGCUGUUGGUUUUCCGAUGCAAUUAAUGCGCGGCUCGAGGAGCAGCCGGCAAAGUAUGCUAAAAACCAAAGAAAUAAAAAAGAGGCGCAGCUUCGACCCGUCGUCUUGAACGGCGCGACGCAGUUGAAGUACUACCACAUUGACACGGCGGCACGGCAGAAAUUUUUCCACAUGAAGCCGUCGUCGGAGCUUCGGAGCGACUUCUACUACCUGCACCGGGUCGACGAUCGCGGUACGCCCGACACCGUAGAACUACAUGCGAACUACAAGCCCCCAAAAACCCACCCUGCUCAUGAUCGCAUCGUCGGAAAAUACGUGGCAAUGCCGUGGACCAGCGUCAGCAUGUCGAAAGACAUGGAGGGAGAACAAAAGCUGGCAAAGCGGGAGAAGCGGCUGCUGCGGAGCGCGCGCCUGGACUCGCCGACGAGGCGAUCCCGCGAGGAGAAGUGGGGGAAGGUGUCGCAAGAAGUGCGGAUGCCGGAAGUAGCCGCGAACGGCUUGCAGGGCAGGGUUUACGGUAUCUGGCAGAUCGAACAGAAACAGUGGUGGGGAUACCUCGAAAACGCAGCUCCCUUCGACCGCAGAAACACGAAUCAGGCGAGCAACAACGCGGCGCCAGGAGUAGCAGCUGCAGCCGACAUUCAGCCACCAGAACUGACGGGCGCGGGCGCGGGUGCGCAUGCGAGUGCGGGUGGGCGCGCACAUGCGGGCGCGGGCGGGCACGCACAUGCGGGUGCGGGCGGGCGCGAGCAUGCGCACGCGGACGUACAGGCGCGCGCACGUGUGGGCGCAGACACGCGCGGGCACGCAGGCGGGCGUGCGCAUGCAAGCGCGGGCACAGACGCGGGCGUGCAGGCGCAGGCGAGCGCACCCGCGGGCGCGGGCGCGGACGCACGAGCGGGCGCACGCGCAGGUACGGGCGCACAGGAGCGUGUGCGGGUGCAGCGCGCGGGAGAAGAUGGAAAUAAUGCGCAGAUGGGCGUGCGCGAUGAGCAGGAGGCUUCUGAUCACGAAGAUUCCAAAGCGGAGGGCGCGGACGAAAGCGGACCACAAGAAGGAAGUAAGAAAGGGAAAACCAUCGUGAAGAAGAAGUACUUCGUGGCGAAGACAAGACAGGAGUUCGUGAAAAGGAUGGUGCAGUUUGAACAAGGAAAAGACGCUGCUCCGGCGGAUGCCUCCCCGGAAGAAGAAGUAGCCGCGAGCGCGUCGCUUGCGCAAUACGUGAAGGAAAACAAACAAUUCGAGAAGAGGCAGAAGGGCUUGGACAUAGAAGUCGAAACCGAUGAGGAGAGUACUUUUGAAGCUUCCGACGACUCUUCUGACUUCGCCUCCUCCAGCGACGGCGGGGAUUGAGAUCAAAGAAAAGAAAAAGGCUAAAUAGUGCCAGAGUAGAGAAUAAAAGUUAGUACUAUUCUUUUCUUGGUGCUAGUCUCAGCGUUUACGCUUCGCGUCAUGAACUUUGUCUAUACCUUUGGCUGGAAGCUUGCGUUGAUGUUGAUCAUAGUUUGAAUAUUUAAAUAUAAACUUUUAUUUCUAAUACUAAAACUAAUUCUAUUUUUAUUUGGAUUUGCGUUUGCCACUGGCAUUGGGCAUUGGCAUUGCGAUUACCAUCGUCGUCGUGCUUGACUUUUUGAUUGCCUUUCCUUGAAGCUAGCAGUGAGCUUCGUCGGAAGGUGAAACUCAUAUACGCAUGUUCAUAAAAGUUUGAUUUUAGGUAUUGCAUCUACAUCUUGAUCUGCGUUGUCACUUUCAUCAGUUUUUCUUUUUGUUUUUCCGCUUGCAGUUGCGGCUUCAAGCGCAGCCUAAGCGUGUAUCUACAUCAUCGAAUUAUCAACAAUACCAAUAGCAUUAGCAUUAUCAUACUCACCACCACGCUGCUGUUUUCCGUUUUGUUUUUGAGCUUUUUGUAUACAAAGGAAAAGAGUGUAAAAGUGCUUGCCAAUUCUAGAUCUUAUUGCAAUCAGAGGCAAAAAAAAAACUCUCAUUCUAAUAUCAAACCCCCAGCGCCGCGUCAGUUGAGUUCGAGCGGUAGUUACAGGAGCACGACGCGGCAGCUUCUUAUCCAUUAAAAUUGUGAGCGUCGCUGGCGUUUUCAAUUCUAAUAUCACAAUAUAAAACUAAAAGCUCAGGCUCACACAUUCGCAUGCGCAUCCUAAUGAGCAUCACACAUUUCUAAUUCUAAUGACGCGACGAAAAACACAGCUAUCACUUGUUAGAGAUUGCACUUAUUUCCCAUCUAGUUGUGGGCGUCGUUGUGCUUGCGCUACUACUAGAGGCUGCGAGUCCGCUUCUAUUCAGUGCUUUUUCGAACCUUAAACGCAAUGCAGAAAAGUUUGAUAAUGAUAAAAAAUACCCUGUCGCGACCACCCUGCUGUGACAAAAUUAAUCUCUUCAAGAAAAGAAAGUGACAAACUCCACUAGAUUUUGCUGUAUGUUUUUUCCUUUCAUGCGUGACAAGUGGUUGUUUGGAAAGCACAGAAGUAUUGCGAAAUCAGAAGAAAAUAGCCUAUGUUGACUGUGUAUAGUAGCACCACUGCGCAAAAAAUCAAACAAAAUAUGUUGUAGUGGAUUGUGCGCGGCAUUGAUUUUUAGCUAUUUGUAUUGCGUAAAGUGAUGAGCUUGUGCCUGUGGCUGCGCGCAAAAUCACCGCGAAAAGUGUUGAAGCAGAUACCGGCGCUCACUGAUCACGGACUCGUCAAGAAGCAUUUCUACGAAGAUCGAGGGUCGUUCUGGUCGAAGAUCUUGAGGCUCGCAUCAUCCAAAUCGUCGUCUUUUUCAUUGAUUUUACGUUGUGCGCAACCUCUUCGGCGAUGAGUCCAAAAGUGGCGAUUUUCAAUUUAAUUGAUUUGCUAGUGCUCUCGAGCACUAUGAUAGGAGACCAGGUCUUCUAGUCUAGUGAUGAUGACUAUGUAUGCUAGUGACCAAAAGCACUAGGAAAUCAAUUAAAUUGAAAAUCGCCAUUUUUGGAUCAUUGCGUUUUGUGCUCAAAAUUGAUGUUUUUGUCUGGUUCAUGACACAUUUUCACAAUCAAAUCCAAUAGGAAAGUUGAGAGAUUUAGCGAAAAACAACUGAGAAAAGAUGAGUUUGUCCACUCUCCGGCACUUCAGCCGGCCCUCUGAUGAGGAAUGCCAGUCAUUCCUCAACCUGGUUGACGCUGGGGAGGCAGGCGUCCCAGAGGCCGAUCGUCUUUUGAUGCGUUUUGCCAAAAACGGAUAUGAUCCCGCUGAUCCGGCGCGCAGCAUCGAAAAGCUGAAGAAGCAUCAUGUCCAGAAAUCCGGCCGCCACGACUGCAGCCGUCCGAUUGUCCCCGACAACCUCGCCGUCAUGCGGACCGCAGUCAAGGAGCGCGGGAAGGCGAACGGGUUGGAUGGAUCGAAGACGCGUGCCAUAUUUUUUUCUUCUAGUUAGCGCAUUAUAAGUAUACUCUCAACCUCAAAAGCAACAUCAUUCACAAGAAAAAAGCUUGCGCGCAAUCAUAUUCGUACGUGAAAAGCAUGCUCGUGCGCUUGCGUUUUGAUCUUUGUGUCAUUCCCAAAAGCAGCACACUGAGCUGUCAAAUCGUGCAAAAUUCAACAACUUUUGUCGUACAUGCAUACACUUUUCGUUCACAAAUCGUCUGAUAAAUCUUGUGUCAUAGAAGCAUGCUUUCGAUUUCAUACACACAAAUACACAUGUAUACUCAUGCAUCAAAUUCAAAUAGAAAUACUAAGAUCUACACUUUCCCAGGUUUAAUGGCCGUCGAUUACUCCGGUGCGCACCAGGUCGGAAAAAGCUAUGCCUAUAGUUUUAUUCAUGGGGGACAUACCUGCCUCGCAUUCGAGUUAGAGGGCGUCGACCCGGAGCCCUUCAAUGUCGAGAUUGUACUACUCUCGCCGGAAGUGGACCGCCGUCCGGAGUUGAUCCGCAAAUACGUACUCUUGAAGAAUAACACCCCCGAAGGUAUGUGUAGCGGGUGGGUGGAAGCCUGUACUUUGGCGGGGGAGGUAUUGAAAAUUUUUUUUGUUCCAGUAUUCAUCUUAGUAUGCGAAACCACGAGCCAUGUCUUAGUCUUCACAACAAGCUUUCAAUUUUUAUCCAAGCGUGUAAGUGUAGCCAUAGUGUCACCCACAUAAACAAAGCUAUGCUCGUUUUCGUUUCAUUCUCUGCUGUAUCAUUAGCAUUAAAAUCAACAAACACAAAUCAUGAUCGACACGGACAUAGCAUGAAAAUCAAAAUCAUAAUGAUGCACUACGUAAAAAGUACAGAGCUGGCCCCUGUGCCAGCAGUACCGCGAUACGAUGGCCAAGUCCGGCCGCGUCCCGGCCGAGUUCCAUGCGUGGAUCGAGCUGCUUGCGGGCCCGAAAUGGAAGGGACAGCUGCAAUCGUAUGGGAAGCAUGCCGUGACCAUGUUUAGUCGUGGUGUUGUCCAUGAGUACACCCAUUUUGGCCAGGCGGUCAACUCGCAGGUCCCCCGUCCGAAGCACAACGACCUGCGUUUAAAAUUCUUCUCGUUCACAAACGUAAGCGCUUUUUGUUGUGGAUUUGUAUUUGUGCGUUGAAGCUCAAACUUCAUUACAGCAAAUCACGUUUCCCACUCUUCUAGUUCUACAGCUUCUAUUUGUAUUGCUAUUCUUCAAAUAUUUGCUGAGAUCAUGCACUGGCGUUGUAGAUUUAACUUGGAGUAGGACAAAAUGUAUGUAGGUCGUAAGUUUUUCUUUUUGACUUUUGAAUUUGAAUACAUUAAAGCAAAACCAACUCUCAAACCCAACACAGAAUGUGCUGGCGUCGAUCAACCCGUACACGGACUCCCCCAUUACGCCCGGUAGCUUGCAGCUUGACAUGCACUACGCCGUGAGGACCAUUUGCGGCUACGCUUCUGGUUGCCAAGCUGACCAGGUCCAAUUCACCGAGAGCGAGGACAUCAUCCUGCAGAACUUAUGCUCUGUAAAAGUAUCGCCCUCAAACUCAAGGCAAAAGUUUUUGAAACUAACAGCGCAUCAGAGAUAUUGAUAUUCUAAUUUUUAUCUUUCGCUUUUGUUCCCCCUUUUCAGAAGGGGGAGGACAAGGUGUCGAGCUCGAAGUUGCUGUAUGCAUUACAAAUGUGAUUGUCAGUCUUUGCGUGCAUUACAAAUAUGAGCUUGCGUUUCGUUUUUGCAGUAAGAGUUAAAAUUUAAAUUUAAAGUUAAACUUGAGCCAUAAUCUGUCAUGCAAUAGUACGAGGGCGAUGCUUUUAUGUUUCAUAAGACUUGAUCAAAAGCAACAUCCCGCCGCAGAAAAUUCCGGAUCGUUCCGCCGAGUCCAAAAAGUGCCGCCAGCAGAGCGAGAUGGAGAUGAUCACCCCCAUCAAAGAGCGGAACAUCAAGAGCAGCAUCGUGUCGCUCUUCCGGGCGAUGAAAAAGGUGAAGGAAUUUUAUGCCAGCAAGAAGGACACCGGCCUCAGCGAAGCGACCGACAUCGCGGAAGCGGCCGCGUUGGAGAAGAAGGCGAGUCCGGCGUUCUGGGGUUUGAAGUACGACGGUGCCUGGAAACUGGCCAAGGAGUUCAAGCGCACGAAGCAACAGCAGGACGAUGAGCAGUUCUUGUUGAACAACAUCGCAGCCAUGAUCAAGACCAAGUACAAGUUCGUUGCCGGGAACCUGGGAUCUCAGGUCCAGGUCCAUGUGGUCCCGUUCGACAAGGAAGUUCCGAAAUCCACCAUGAUGGAGAGGCGCAUGUACGUGAAAGGAAGCAAAGGCGAAAAGCUUUUCGUCCACCAGUUGAAGAACGCCUGCCCGAGCGACCACAUCGAGCGGCUGACGGAGUGCGUCGAGGAAGGGUCGCUGCUGCUCCCCCUCGUCGCCACGACCGCCGACCCGACGAUGGAAAUUGGCUGCUUCGAGAUCGACGAAAGCGUGGACGUGGCGCUGAACUGGAAAGGAAAAGCCGCCGCGGCUGCCGCGAACAACAACAAGCCGGGCGGGAAGAGGAAAGGUAAAGCCGCUGGUAAGGCGGAGGCGAAGGCUGGUGCCCCAGCUCCGGCGGAGGCGAAGGCUGGUGCCCCGGCAGCUUCGUCUGCGGUUGCGGCCGCCGCUCCGGCCCCGGCUGCCGGUGCCAACGGAUCUUCGAGUGGAGCGAGCAAUGUAUUCUUUGAUACGAGUUUCAAAUCGCAGUUGCAACUUGAAUCCGAGUAACAGUAAAAGUAAACGAAAAUGUCAAAGAGAUAUUAAGAUUUUAGAUUUAGUUUAAAAGUAAAACCGCGGAGGUGGAAGUCAGCUUGUUGAAGCUGUAGGGAAAAAAUAGGCGCGUGCGCGCGCGCACGCACACAGACAUGUGCGCGCGCGAGCACGUGCGCGUGCGCACGCGUGUAUAUGCGUGCGCAUGCGGGCGUGCGCACGUGUGCGCGCGCACGUGUGCGUGCGCACGUGUGCGUGCGCACGUGUGCAUGCGUGCGUGUGCACGUGUGCGUGCGCACGUGUGCAUGCGUGCGUGCGCACGUGUGCGUGUGCAUGCGUGCGUGCGCACGUGUGCGUGCGCACGGGUGCGUGCGCACGGGCGCGUGCGCACGUGUGCGUGCGCACGUGUGCGUGCGCACGGGUGCGCGCCCGCACACAUGCAUGCGCGCGCACAUACACGCGCGGGCGCGGGCGCACACUCUUGCACAUUGAAAACUUGAAUCGAGUUCAGAUCUACCUUCGCCCUUCCACUUCUACGUUUACAGUGAGUGCUCAGAUUGAGCUUGAUUUCGAAUUUGGAUUUGACUUUGGUACCAAAGUCAAAAUACAAAACGCAACUACCGAUGUAAUAAAACUGAAAUUAAAAACCCCUCCCAGAUACAGGCCGCCCCGGUUCUGCUGCCGGAGCCGAUCCCGGAGAACCAGCUGGGCUUGGAGAUCGAGACCGAGCAGGAGAAGCGCAACCGUGAAGCCAACAAGGCGAGGCUGGAAAAGGACCCCAAGAAGUGCUGUCUCGAAUACUUAUCGGACAAAAACUGUCAACCGUUGCGCUGGUGUAUGUGCAUUCCGUCCCAGUACAGUCACCUCUCCGACCAGGAACUCGAUAAGCGUCGCGAGUUACUCAACAAGUUGAGAAUUUUAGUGAAACCAGAUGAAGAAAUGUAUGACGCACACACGAUUGAUGAGAUGGUGGACUUCCAGUGCGACAAGCUCUUCUACAACGCCGGUGAGCGGCGCUUCAGCGGAGACUGGACCUUUCCCGUCGGCGACGGGCAUCAGCUGUCGCUCUCGUACUUUAAUUUGAUGAUGAUCUGACUCUGACUGUAAAUCUAAAAGUAAAACCAAAAAGUAAAGAGUUUUAGUUUUUUGAAAAUCGACACUGGAGUUUCAAUUUCAUGCAUGGCAGAGUAUGAGUGAGAUUCUCAGAAUGAGGCUUCGACUUGAAAUUGACAUCAAAAAUAAAUCAGGCAUGUGAAGUACUACUGGAAAGUCUGUGACCCCGCCAAAUGUGACCGCGCCAAAGCCAUUUUUUGGCGGGUCAUAGAGGAGAAGAUGCCGUGCUCCGCGGAGAAGAACGCCCCGAUGAAGACCACCUCGUUCGUGAUCCCGGUGAUGUCCGGGGUCAAGGCCCUCGGCAACGCAAAAAAACAGAAAUCCCGCUGCUGAUUCUCUUCGUGCGAAAAAAAAGGAAAAAGUAAAAGAGGUGAAAGAAAAGAAAAAGUAAAAGAGAAGAAGAAGAAGAGGAGGAAGUGCUUUUUUAUUUGAUUGAUUUUGUGUUUGUUAUUCUAAUUCUUAUUUGAUUAUGAUUUUCAUUUUGAUCUCUAUUUGAGUUUUGACUUUGAGUUUGUAAUUGUAUUUGUUGCCUUCUUGCUACUUGCUGCUUCAGCAGCAUGGUUCUUUCUCAGUAGUGCUACUUCGGCCGUGAAUGAGAGUUGAGAUUACUGAUAGAACUAGAAGAGUAGGGAUAGACUGAAAUGACACGCAGUAUCAAAAUGGUAGUACGCAACCAAUGCAAACGUCCAUACCUCCAACAAAAAAAAACUCAGGCUUUUUGCUAGUCCGCUGCUCCGGGCAAGGGCUACUGUUUCGCGAAGCUGUAUUUCAAGUCACAAGACCUCCGAGUCCGAGAACCAGCGCCAACUUGUUGUCCAACCUGUUGUAGUGAGGAGCUCCAAUGUGGCAAAGACAAAGCGCGACUGAAUGCGAAAACUGUUUUGUACUACGAUUGUUUCACUUUUCCUUUCGUAUUUGUUCUAGUUUCGGUUUCCCUUUCCAAGAAAAAGAAAACAAGAAUAACGUCCCUGCGAAUCCGCAUAGAGGUAGACCUCCUUCUAGAAUUAAACGCAGAAGCAAAAGUACAGCGAAAAUUAGAAUUACAGCGUGACUACAGCUUUGACCUCGGCAAUUGCCACGAAGAAUAUCUCGCUCUUCAGAUUCUGUGCCCUCGGAUAUUACGUACAACGAUAGUAGGCCACCCCUAUGCUUACUCAUCUGAUAACGUAAUAGAUUUUCGGCUCGUUCGUCCUGUGCCUGUAGUCCUUUCGUGCUGCGUGUCGUAGACGUAGACGCGGGCCUGCAGUAUGUUCGUAACCGUUUCCGUAGUCAUAUGAAAAAGCACGCGUGCAGUUCUAACUCCGUGUUGAACUACAACUAUCUUUGUUGUUUCAUGCCGCACUAGUCGUACAACAACAACUAGAGCUACUACUUUUGGUCUUCCGUUUCGUGUCCAUUUCCACCCUGCUUCUAGAUGAGACGCAUCGCAACUAGAUCGGGCGGAUGGAGAGACGUCGGAUAGAUAGAGCCUUGCGAUGAAACAGAGCUUUUUUUGUCACUACAAUUAUUUGUGUUGCUGUUUUCCUUUUCGGUUUCGCUUCAUGUUCUUGCUUCACUUUACACUUCGACAGACGUAGCCUGCAGAAGAGUAAGAAAAACUAAAACAAAGAAAUCGAAGAAGAGAACAAGUAAGAUGUUUCCGUCUGAGCUUGCACUUAUCUGGAGCUACAUUUGGGUUUCGCUUCUUUAGUUCGACGUGCAUCAAAAUUUCUACAAUUUCAGAAGUCUCCGCGUCGUGAUCAAAACGCCUGCGAGCGCAUCCUUUAGCUUGUGCGCUGUGCUGUCUGUAGUGGCCAGAAAGUAGAAGAUCGCACUCCCUGCCACUACUGCUACUAAUGUUUUUCUUCUUGUUUUUGGCAAAAACGAAAUCGAAACUUGCCGGCACUGUUUCUUACUUCAGGAUAGUAGUUUGCUCGUGUUUUAUGUCGGUCGUCCUGGUCGCGCAAUGUUGCAAAUCCGCCGGAGCUGCAGCGUUGUUGGACCUAGGCCAAUUGUGAUUAUUUCUACCUCCACACGUAUAAUAACAAGCUCAAGUAGAAGUGCCAGAAAUCGAAGCUGUUUUCUUUUUUCUUUCGACUGGAAGAUAGCAAGAAAGUAAUUUCCGCCACAACCGAAAGCAGAGCUUGUUUGCCUUCGAGUGGAAGCACGUAUCUCUUCCGUAGAAUAAAAGAACUCAGCUUCGAAUCACUUCAUGGUUGUUGUGUCGCGCGUAUCUGCAGCUACUUCCUUCCGGUCGUAUUGCAGUGCCGCGAUUUUACGUAUCUCUGCACAGUUAGCUGCCUGCUUGAAUGUAGCAGCGAAAAUUUCGAUCUCUACACAUAGACUACCCAGCUUUAAAAUUAAAAAUAGCGUUGAAAUUAUCACAUUCUUUUUUCGGCCAACGCGAAGUUGUCGCUUGCCCCCAUCUAAUCAUGCGGCAUUGCUGCGUCUCCGUUUCUGAGCCAGCAUAAACAUCAACAUUUCGCUGACUGGCAUCAAGGUCUCACCUGUCCGGUGCGGUCCUUUUUGCACUUUCGGCAGCAACGUUUCGUUACCUAGUCCUGCUUGUAUGUUGCUCGCAUGCUACGCGGCAUCCGCAUUCCAAGAAACAGAGCCAGCACUUGAGCUACAGUGUGAACAUCUGCCCCCGUUGAAAUGAAUUCGGGCGCAUUGGCAGUGCUAACUCUAAGACGCGAGCAAAUACAGCGUUUCUACAGUGACUAUGCUUCUACUUCAUGCGUGAUCCGAUUUUGAUUUUCAUAAUCGCUUCGCUUGAGUACAUGCGUUAGCGCCAGUAGUCGCGGCAGUGUGGGAGAUAUUGCGCGCUGGUCUCCACCUGGAUCGCGAUCCAUGGUGAGGCCGUCACGUUGCGUUGAUGUCGCAAUCUCACCGAAGUGCAGUAGGAUAAGGUGACGCUAACAAUUAUACUAGCACUACCCUAGACGUUGACGCUUUCGACUAUCAAAGAAUAACAAAUGCUCCCCCGCGUUUUAGAUACCACUCUGACACUUGUGUGCCACGCUGCGAGUGGUGUUGAUGAAUGGAAGCUGAGUCUGAAACUGAUUUCGAAUUGCACUACCCGAGCAAACGUUUCUUAUUGCACAGAAUGCGCGAGCGUCUGUGUCUGUAAAAAUGCAUCUCCUUGUGAAUCAAAAUCAAAAACAGAAAACAGCUGCUCGCUGCGAACGAGGCAGCAGACUGAAUAGAAUGCGUUAAGGGUGGCGGUCGCCCCCCUAAGAUGUUCCAACUCGGGCGCAUCUCCCUGCGUUGUCCUUGAGCCACAUAUCGUGAGCCUCAGCUUCACGCUCGCAGAGAAAGGCAAGCGCAAAAGUGAAGCAGAGUGAUCGAUUAGUGUGAGCGCUCUGAGGGAGUUGGGCGCUUCUUGCACUUGAGGGCUCCAAGGCUUUUGUGUUUUAGUAUUUAUGAUUGUGCUUUUCAUUUUCGUUUGCCUUUUUGUGGAUAUGAGUAUGUGUACGACUAUGAGGGUGAGGCGCGUUUUAGUUCCAGUGGGAUUUACUUUUGGCUUUUGGACUGUGCGCGUGCUUCCCACCAACGAGUCUGAUCCCCGCACGACCACAAAGACAAAACUAAAAGCAAAAGACGGGAGUGCUCUACAUCUAGAUCUAGAACUAAAGCCGAGUCGUAGUGUAAAGAUAAAAAGCAGAAUCUGCACCAAGAUGGCUGAGAAUGACUGAGAUGCAUCAGUCCCGUUUUGCGAGCCGCAGCAUCCAGGUGAGAGGGAAGGACCGCGAGACCAAGCACUACUUCGGGGAGCCGCUCGGCAGCAUGGUGCUGCAAUACACUUGUGGGAAUCGCCGGACAUUGUUGCGUCGCUUAUUCUCGCCUUGGUCUUAUUCUUAACGUAAGCUAAAGCUUCCACUUCGUGGUGGUUUAGGAUUAGGCUUCAAAGUGAAAACUCAGAGAGGAAGUCAUGUGCCAACUCAAAACGAAUGCGAAAGCUGAGACACAAGCUCGCUGUACUCUAGACAUGGACUUCGCUCAAGAGUUAGACUUGCGACACAACUGCGUCUGUGAUUCAGCAUCAACAACAACGACAGCGCAGUCGCAUUCGCUUUCAGUUUCACACCAAAUAAGACGAGAAUAAGCGCGAUGGCAAUGAAUGCCCGGCGUUUUUGUUUCUGAUACACUGUCCCGGCAUGGUCUGUCGUACUACACGAAGGUCGCGACUCCUUUCUCUUCUCGGCCAAACCGGUACAAGGGCGAGGACUACACCACCUGGACUCUGCGCGACGGCGACACUCACUGGGAGAGUUUCCGCAUCUUGCCCGCCCCCAACGAGAAGUGCUUUAGCAUCGAGCGCGUGACGCGGGUAUAGCAGUAAUUUCAGUUUUUGUUUUUCUUAUUCUUUUUCGCUUCUUUUUUUAACUGCGUCCUUUUCUAUUUCUUUAUCAUUAACAUUAGCAUUUGCAUCAUCUCUAAGGGCCUUCCCCUUCGCCUUAAUCGGAACAACGGCAGCACAGAUGAAAAAGAAAACCACGCAGCAUUGUGCCUGUUCCUGUUGCUGUGUCUUGGCGAAGACGCAAACUGAUUGCAAUUCUAAAACCAAACCCCAUUGACACAGAUCCCCAAGGAAGAGUGGGAGGGCACCGCGGAUGGAUUGAUUACGCCGUGGGCCACGAACCCGGAGAAGAAGAGAAAAAAGGUAGCCGGAGUGUUCUAGUCCGACGAAUCAAACACGGACCAGUCUUCUCUGUCGCGGCUCUGUCGCGCGUCGACUGGUGAAAAAGAAAACGGAUGUGGCGAAGAGGGCGUUGCGACUGAUGAAGAAAUAAAAACAGCCACAGACACGAGCCUGAUGUAGAUGAGGAGCAAGACAAACACAGAGUUUGAAACUUCAAAGAUAGGCGGCUUUACUUGAUUAGGCUUUCCGCUUUGACAACCUAGAUGAUGCCAUGCGAUCAAAGAAUGAAAAGCAACAGACGUCCUAUCCGGAUCAAAGAUCAAAAAAAGAAGAUGGGCAGAGCCACAAAGUCAAAGCCAGAAUGUAAAUGGGCAUGAUGAUGAAGAAGGUGUCCGUAACCACAUAGAUCAACGCCACGCAGUGCCUGCUCCUGCUGCAGAUGCAGUGCAAUUUGAAUUCCAUUUCCGUCAGGCGGACACCUGCCGCCGGAUUUUUCCGCUUAAAUCAGGCUAAAGAAUUGCUAAAAGCAAAAGACUAGGCCCCCGGCGGCGUUUCGCCAGUGCGCGCGCCGGGCCCUUGUUUUGUCCAAUGCCUUGCGCCGUGGCCGCGCAGGCAUUGGGCCGGCCACCUAGCACCCCCCGGGCUUUGUUUGCCCUCCCUCUUUCAGUUUUGCUCGUCGGUGGCGCUUGGGUUCUCCCUGUGGAGUUUCUGCUUUCUCAUGGCUUGGCCGGGGCGUCGCCAAAGCAGUCCCGUUCCAUCCGUUGGGGCCGCCGCUACGUCCGUUUCAUGGUGGAUCGCCAGCUGCGGCAUUUGCCAGCCGCCCGGAGCAAGGAAAGUGCUCCAAGCAGAACAACGCCUGGGUGCGGCCCGGGGCGACCUUCUUUGGCGGUGGAGACGUCGUCUGGGGUGAAGGUGUUUGUUGUUCUGCUCGGGUUGUUUUCUUGCUUCGGACGGCAAGGUUGCGGCCCCUCCGGAAAGGGCCGGAGUUGGGUCCGGAGUUGGUAGUUUUCGGCACUGCUAAAAUCGGGAUUUGGACUGCUAAAGCGAUUGCUAAUUUGAAUGCUAAAAUGCCUGACCCUUGAAAAUCGGAACGAUUUUCAAGUUUUGGCAUUUUAGCACAAAAUUAGCAAUUUUUUAGCAGACACUUUAGCACGGAUUUUAGCAGACGAAAACUACCGCGGCGGGAUGUGGUUCCAGGGGAUUUAGCAGUGAAUUAGCACUGAAUUAGCAGACUUUUAGCAGAAUUUUAGCAGACCGGCCGCCCCCCCAACAUCUUGCGAAACGGGGGGAAUCGUUGGUGUUGGGGGGCCGUUCGCAGGAUCGGGUGUUCGGGAAGGUUCUGUGGGGAGAACCGCUGCUCAAGUCUGACUGGUCAUUCGGGGUGCGAAUGGCUGCCGCGCAAGUCCGCCGUCGGGGAGGUGUUUCGCUUUCUCCCGCCCCAGCCCGUCGUCCUUCCGCCGGCCGGCGCGCUUGCGAGGCCCGCAGGGGGGCCGGCGCGCAAGCAGGUCUGACCGGGUUUUUCUGAAGGGGCGCCUGCCUUCGCCUCCUUCUUCCGCCUCGCCUGUCUUCGGGCCCGGGACAAGGCGGCCAUCUUCCCUUUUUUCCGGUUGUCGCGCGUGCUUCCCGUGUUGCUUUGGGGAAAAAAUUUGUUUAGCACUUUUUCAGCAGCUUUUUAACGAAAAAGCCCGGCGCCCUUUGUCCGCCUGAUUUCCGCGCGCGCGCUUAGAGUUAGAUGCGUUCGCGUCCGCACCCGCAGUUCAACGCUCAGGCUCCACGUUGAUGCUACACCUAGACCUAACGCGAAAUGUCAUCCCAAUCUACAACCGGAUCCCCUUCACAUAACAAAUGAAUCAAAAUUCAAAUGGUCCCGGCGUUUUUGGCGGGGGAUGCGAAAGCUUUUUUUACCAACUGCCGCCGUGUCUACGUCUCGCGGAUCAUAACUUUCAUGCCCAUUGAUCAAAAUGCUUCGCGAUCAUGGACCAGCUAACUCGUAGUCGCUAGAUCCAAAGCAAUCCAUGCAAAUGCUUCUUUUUUUUUUACGGGGGCGUGGGCAUCCCAUGUAUUUCAACACCCACUGACUCGCAUGCGUUCAAUCAAAAAAAUCGGGAUUCGGAGAUAGUAUCUAGAUUAGAAAACAAAGAUUUGCAGUCGUUGAGCACAGCGGAGUCGGUGUUCCACCAAAUUUGAAAUCGUUAAUUAAUUGUUAAACCUAGCUAUUUUUAUCGCUAGCAAAUUCGGAAUUAAGCAACUCUGUCCGACCAUAGAACAUGUGUACAGAAAGUCAGAGGCUGAUGAAACGACGAAAACUCCUAUUACGCAGUUUAGUGUGCGACCAUCAAGCAGCACUUAUUCGGCGACGUCGAACAAUAUCCACGUAUCCCCUUCUACGAAGUCCUCCUCCUCCCGCCGCCCUGCACAAGAUAAAGACUCAUCCUCUGGUGGCACUUCCACAGCUACUAGACCACUUUCACCGCAGCGAAAGCUCCAAAAUGAAGAUCCCUCGUCAACAUCAUCCCCCUUUCCCUUUCCCGCCGAAAAAAACUUUCCCCGGUCUCUCCCCACGGUAUUCGACAGUGCGAGCGGUCACGACUUUGCACCAACCGCAGCCUUAUCAAAUGCAAAAAUGUCUGGGUCUGGAAGGAUGCAACUUGUGAUGCAUGUUGCGCAUCAUACAAAAAUCUGUGUUGCGUGACUUGCAAAAGGUGCUCAUUUCUGGCCAUGCUGAGGGGGCAUUUCUCAUGCAGAACAGGCAUCACAAAGGGGCUGCAGAUCCUGUGAUGCUAGGCCCUGCAUUCCAGACUUGGUGGAGCUUGGACAAACUGCAUGACAAAUCUCGGAAUCUUCCAGACCCAGACACUUUUCCAUUUGAUAAGCCUUUUCAGAAAGCGAAGUCUUCCGGGAAAAACGGCCACUGAACAAUUCGGAGUUGCUCGCACACUUCCGGAGGAGGAAACGAAAACAGACCGCAGACAAGAGCAAACCCUCGCUUUCAUCGCAAGAACGUAGUGCUCCAGGGAUAGAACGACCACCUCGCCUGGAAGAAGAUGCUUCUACUAGAACGGAGCUACAGGUGGAGCAGGAAACGACCGGCGCAAGAAGUACAACCUAUCGCGAUGUUGAUGACCACACACCCACCGCUAGCACGAGUGCAACCACCGAGUCCUCCUUUUCCGAGCAGGAAGUGUGGCUCCCGGACGGCCUUCCCCUCUGCCUCUUCUUUCACCGGGCGGAUUCCUGCCUCUUUGAGUAUCAAAGUGUAACCUGGGAAGAGUUCUUCGAAAGCAUGGAGUCCUGUUCCGGGAUGAGCCUGUUUCCGCAUUUGCCCCUCGUCCUGUUGCGGUUCGGCUACACAGAGGAGGUGAAGACGGGGGGUGGUCGCGAAGAAGAUGGGCGUGUGCUGGUAAAGGCAGAGAGCAGCAACAGCCGGAACAGAAGAACGGAAGAAAGCGCUGAUGUGACAGCUCGUUCCGCGGGGUACUUUGAUUCUAACAAGUGGAUGAGGUACAUGGUGGAGGUUCUGAACAUAGCCUUGGCAUGA